CAAAAUUUUGUAUUUAACAUGCCGACUUGAAAACUUACGAAGGACAUAGAAGGUGAUGUACCAGGUUGUCGCAAGCUCAGGACCCUUUACUGUCUGUAAUUAGCUAAUGUUAGGUUGACGUGAAUGUUUAUUUACACAUAACGCCAUCCGUGCUGCAUAGCCACUUUGGCUGUAACACAUUUGUACGUAUUCGUUUUACCAUCUAUCUCUCCUGAUAGGGUUAUUUUUUGUUCAGUGUUUGGCAUUAGGUAUCUGCGUUUAAUUGGUUAAAUUAGCCUAGUUCAAGAGGGUUCAGUGACAUUAGCACCUCACUCGAAAUGCAGCUGAAAUCAGCUGCUGCUCCAGGCACGGAAAGGUUACCCGCCAAAGCACCGGAAACCCUAAAACCCUUUAUCAAAAUAAAAGUAAACGGUAAAAAGUAACAAACUGAGUAGGAAUAAAGUACGCUCCUGCCUUUGCUUAAACAGCAAUUGCAGUUUAAUGCUUUGGAAAGUUAAAAAAAAAAAAAAAAAAAACUAGUUUCAGUUAACUUUACACAUAAAUAAGCGCAUAUAACAUUUGUUAUAAAUAAUAACCGUGAUUUGGUAACCACCAUAAUGUGUGAUUUAAUGCGUUUUUGUUGGGAAAAUGUCUUAGUUACUUAUUUGGCCAGUAAAAAAUAUCAAACUGCUCCCUAAAAUAAAACAAGAAGCUAUAGCAGUGGUAAGAGGUGUCAACCUGUCACCAUCAGACCAGGGAAACGUAUGUGUCAAUGUUUAAAGACACAUUAUAGCACUGGUCACUAUAGUUAAUUGUACUGUGUCUGAUUUUAAUGCUAUAGCUAUGAUUGUGUCACUAAUGUAUGACAUGCUUUUAUUUUGAAGGUGGAUUCUUGAAGCUUCGGUUACAUUUGUGUAUUUCCGGUAACUUUACGUGUGUUUUAUCUUGGGCUGAAGUAUCAUACCGCGCCUUGUCGGGACAUACUUCAGCGCACUUUAGUUUACGAGUGCACAGCGCACUUAAACAAUUAAGUUUUACCUUUUUCCGUGGGGAAACACAGCAAAGAGAAGGCUGGAGCUGGAAGUCAGCGACCCCCAGGACCUUCAGGAUGGUGGCAGGACCAUCAAAGCCAAUAAGUCAAUGGCAUCUCUUUCCCACACAGGAGAAAACGCUCCUGCCCAAAUUCCCAUGCCAUACUCUUCCCCACUUGAGAAGGCACGGUAUGAAACCUCACUCGGCUUCCUGACACGGAGGUUUGCAGAGCUGGUGAACCGCUCCUCUGAUGGGGUGUUGGACCUAAACUUGGUCGCUCACGAGCUCAAUGCCCCUAAGAGGCGUGUCUACGAUGUCACCAACGUCCUUGAAGGGAUUCACCUGGUGAAAAAGAAGUCUAAAAACAACAUUGAAUGGUUGGGUGGUCAAGUGAAUGUACAGAAAGGUCCAGAGCUGAGCGUUCUCAUUGAGGAGGAGAAGAAGCUGGACGAGCUGAUCCAAACCUGUAUACGGCAGAUUCACCAGAUGUGUGAGGACCAUCACAGUCAGAGAUUUGCCUAUUUGACAUAUGAGGAUGUUCAGAGGAUUCCCAGUCUGAGAGAACAGACUGUGAUUGUGAUCAAAGCUCCUGCCGAGACAAAACUGGAGGUCCCACAUCCAGAGGAGAGCCUCCAAGUCCACCUCAGCAGCACCCAGGGACCCAUUGAGGUGUUCGUCUGCUCUGAUGAUCCCAUCCCUAUGGAAGCCACAGAUGCCUCUGUGGCCAAUGAUAGCCACUUAAACUCGCCUGCCAAUGGGAAAGACUCCGUCCCCCUCUCGCCUUACUCGUCCUUCGUGCAAGUGUCUGUCAAAGACGAUGCUAACAAUACUUCUGGAAUCAAUACUAUCUACACCCUGCGGUCUGAUCCAACACAACAUUCAUCACCAGUUACUGUUACCCCCGUCUCACCCAUUCCCACCUCCCUCCAACCCUCCUCUGAAGACCAACAGAGCUUUGUCACCCUCACUCCACCCCUGGCUGUCUCUCUUGAUGGGGAGGACUAUCUCCUGAGCCUGGCUGAGGAUGAGGGCAUCACUGACCUCUUCUCUGUUGACCUGGACCAAUUGCCCCUGGAUAUGCCCCCCCUCUGAACAGCCAUUUUGGAAAUUCUAUCAUUUAGGAGGGAAUGGAUAUUAUCACACAAACAGGAUAUCAUGGGGAUUUCAAAUAAAAGAACGAAGCGCUGCUUUUUAAUAGAAUUCCAUUUACCUAUCUUGGACAAUGUGACUGGGAUUUACUGACACACGGGUGUCUGAAGGAGGAUGUAACCCCAAAAUAUCACAUUGGCAGGUUGUUGGAAUGACCAUAUACUUCAGUAUUUUGGACAUGGCCUGAUUUUCAUGUGGUCAGACGAAACACUUUGUUUCAGAGCUUUAAUCUGUUCUUUUUGAAGUCCAACCUGUGCUGUCAGAGCACAGGAGUUAUUUUUGACCCACCAGUGUUUGCCCUGAGGUGAUGGUCUUGAAAGACACCAUUGGUCAUAGUUUGUAUCGUGAACACAAAGGAACUUUCACAACAUAUUUGGAAGAUUUAAACACUGUUUAGCUGAUGUUUUCUGCAUUUAAAGCUGGCCCAAAACCACCCCGGAGACUUUGCUGCUUAUGUUGGACUUCUGGCAAAGGCACAACUGUGGAUGGUGUUUGUGCACACUACAACUGUAUGUUUAAUAAUGCUGUGGUUUUUUUGCUAACUCCUGGUUUUGUGUCUGAGUGCCAUCGUUACUCAGCCACUGAAGAUGCUAACACAAAAUCACAUCUGUGCCUCAUUUCAGAGGGUUGGUCCCUCAUCACUUUGCACUGAUAUGGAAAUGAACCCACAUGCCUUGUGCUUCCUCAACUUAGGGAUCACUGAUCUGUUCUUUUCUCAUCAUACCUCAACUCAGGGUAUCUGCAGAUACCUAGCGCCAAUCUGAUGCCAGAGAUCCCGGAUUAAAAAUCUGUAUACCUCACAGCAUUGGAAUAUUUUUUAUCUAAGAUAACAUGAUGUGCACGAUUGCUGUAGCACUAAAAACUGAGUUGGUGGCUCGGCAUGAAUAAUGUAACCGGUAUUGGAUACACUGAAUUUUAUGACACUAACAAACUGUACUAAUGAGGAUCAGUAAAGUCAUUGCUGACACCAGAUUUCAUAUAUUUGGUAUUGGUUUGGUGUGUUUCUGUCUGGUGUGCAAGUGAAAUUACAGCAUAGCUCAGUCUCUGUCUGACUUUUGGCUUCAUAGUUUUCUCAGGACUCUAGGAAAUUCUACUAGAGGUGCAAUUUUCUAUAUUAAAGGCUGAUUCACUCAAAAUGUUUAUGAUGUUUCCCAAAGGUUGAUUUUAUUCCUUUCAAGUUUCCGAACUGAUAGCAGUGCUUUGUCCAGAACGUUGUUGCGACACUCCUAUCAGUGAAAAAUCUUACACCUCUUCAAUUCACUGAUGUCAAACAUCUCAUCAAGUGAUUAGCUCAGGUUUCAGUGCAGCCUGUCUUCACCUUUUUUGCUGUUUGGAGGCAUGAAAUUGUCUAAUGAUGACACAAGGAACCACCAGAGGCAUUGACUCGCUUGAGAAACCUUUAGCUUUUCCAUAGUAAAACCUGAUUGCAGAGAAAUAUAAAGUGUUAGAAUUCAUGUCAGGUGAAUACAGCUCUCAUGGUGUCAAAUUAGGUAGGUAUAAUAAGGGUGUGGAAAUGUAACCGGCUGCCUGCCAUCAACCUUGGAGAGUGAAAAGGCUCCUGUUGAUGAAUGGAGCGACUCAUUUCGAUACUGAACCCUCACAUGUCUGCUCGAGCAUCUCUUAUGUUGGCAGAAGAUUGAGUGCUGUGUAGAGUUUGGACAGAAUCUAAAAUACUAGGGUAUAGUCAGUGUCAGAAAAGCUUUUAUUAAUGAAUUGUCAGAAAUGACAAGGUUGCUUUUCUUAGUAUCUAUCAUUAAAACCAAGUUCAUACACAGCCACACCUGAGGUGUAGAGCUGAAAUCAUGAACAGAAAAUGAAUUUGAAACUUGAUUUUUUUUUAAUCUAUUUUUUAUUUAUUUAAGCAAAAAUGUCAAAUAUUUGCUGGUUCCAGCUUCUAAAAAUAAUGAAGAUUUUGUUAAAAAAAUUAAUCCAUAAUGAAAAUAAUUGUUAGGUGGUACCCUACUGCCAUGUUUGCAGUCAUCAGCAUUAGUAAGAUCUAACCAACUAUGACGCAUUAAAGUGCUAACAGCUGUUGAAAUCAAAGCUGGUUGAAGAAUAGCUUCCUCUGCUCCACUAUGGUCUUUUCUUUUAACCGCACACCAGAGUAGUCUGUCCAGACAGAUGGAGGUUGUGAACUAUACAUAGCUCGGAGUAAUAUUACUAUGAAAACCAAUACAUGACAGUUUUGAUCAUUGACAUACAAUGCUCCACUGUAGACUUGUUAUGAUGUAUUUUUUAACCUUGGAUUUUUCCUCAUUUUACAACCAGUCCGUGUCACUAGUACUAUGCACCAAAGUCAUGCCGUUAUCUAUGUUUGUACCUAGAAGACCUUGACGGCUAAAUGGCUUUUAUGUAACUCAGUUUCUCAGUUACUGUGUCAAACUAAAAUAAAUGGAGAUAUGCCCGA
Messenger RNA from Seriola aureovittata, 4567 nucleotides. It is a transcript of the gene e2f3, whose product is annotated as E2F transcription factor 3. Bases 1120 to 2103 code for a protein of 327 amino acids. NCBI's taxonomy places the organism in Eukaryota, Metazoa, Chordata, Actinopteri, Carangiformes, Carangidae. Gene Ontology annotation, biological process: regulation of transcription by RNA polymerase II. The transcript has 7 exons. Gene Ontology annotation, cellular component: RNA polymerase II transcription regulator complex. Gene Ontology annotation, molecular function: DNA-binding transcription factor activity, RNA polymerase II-specific; protein dimerization activity; RNA polymerase II cis-regulatory region sequence-specific DNA binding. The record is from RefSeq and is a predicted model, not a curated record.